UAUAAGGGGACAAUGAGCUGGUUACUGCCAUAGAGGAGCAGAAAAAAAAGUUUCUUUCAAUGACAUUUCCUGGAUAUGAAAUGAGGAGGAGCUCCCUGCUGUAAUUCUAUCAGUCUAGCUACAGCAGAUGGUUUGUAGCUGCAGUUAUCAUCAGCACUGAGGUCCUUCCAUCUGGGAACCUGCUGAAACUUUUUACAUCAUUUCUUUUGGAAAGUUAUGGUGCAAGUGUAACACUGAACACUCUGAAAUCAUGGCAGCAACUCUCACCAGCAGACUUCUCCUGCAGCAGCUGCUCAGCAAGCACCAAACUCCUGCAAGGAUCUGUCCCUGGAGAAGAAUGGGGGUCAGGUCCUGUGCCUCAUACCAGAAGCAGAAUGUUAAACUAUCACACCAUGUUGCUGGACCCCAAUGGGAUGUCCAUGCUUACAUGCCAGAAGCCACUGCGUUACCCAGUGUGCAGACCUACCAGGAUCUCCUACGGUUGUCACAAGAAGACCCUGAGACAUUUUGGGGUGUCCUUGCUAGGGAGAGACUGAUCUGGGUGAAACCAUACCAGACAGUCAAGGACUGUGACUUCACUCAAGGCCGGGUGAGAUGGUUCCUGGGUGGACAGCUGAACGUCUCGGUGAAUUGCCUAGACAAGCAUGUCCAUCAGUGCCCAGAGAGAGUUGCAUUGAUCUGGGAAAGGGAUGAACCAGGGACGCACGUAAACAUCACAUACAGAGAGCUCCUUGAUAACACGUGCAGAAUUGCCAACACCCUGAAGAAGUAUGGCGUACAAGAGGGUGACAGGGUGGCCAUUUACAUGCCCGUUUCACCGCUGGCCGUUGCAUCCAUGUUAGCGUGCGCUAGAAUUGGCGCGGUACAUACGGUUGUGUUUGCUGGUUUCAGUGCCGAAUCCUUAGCCGGAAGAAUCAAUGAUGCCAGCUGUAAAGCUGUCAUCACAUUCAACCAAGGAGUGAGAGGCGGACGGCUGAUAGAACUGAAGAAGACGGUGGAUGAAGCUGUCAAGAACUGCCCUUCAAUUAAACAUGUCUUUGUUGCUCAAAGGACAGACAACAAAGUCCCAUUGGGUAAUCUUGACAUACCCCUUGAAGAAGAGAUGGCCAAAGCAGAAGCAGUCUGUACUCCAGAGACGAUGAACAGUGAAGACAUGCUCUUCAUGCUGUACACAUCAGGCAGCACUGGGAAGCCUAAGGGAGUGGUCCACACGCAGGCGGGGUACCUGCUCUAUGCUGCCUUAACACACAAGUACGUAUUUGAUUAUAAACAAGGAGAUGUGUUUGGGUGCGUCGCUGACAUUGGCUGGAUCACUGGACACAGCUAUGUUGUGUAUGGACCUCUCUGCAAUGGAGCUACCACUGUCCUGUUUGAGAGCACCCCGACAUACCCAGACCCAGGUCGGUACUGGGAAACAGUAGAGAGGUUGAAGAUUAAUCAGUUUUAUGGAGCACCAACUGCAAUACGUCUGCUGCUGAAAUAUGGAGAUAAAUGGGUGAAGAAAUACGACAGGUCAUCUUUGAAAAUGUUGGGCUCAGUGGGUGAACCAAUAAACCACGAGGCAUGGGAAUGGUUUUACCACGUGGUUGGAGAAGGAAAGUGCACCCUGGUCGACACGUGGUGGCAAACCGAAACUGGAGGCAUCUGCAUUGCCCCCCGUCCCUCUGAACAAGAUGCUGAGGUCAUCCCAGCAAUGGCUAUGAGACCUUACUUCGGAAUAAUACCUGCACUCCUAAAUGAAAAUGGGAAGGUUAUUGAAGAUGAUGAUGUUUCUGGUGCGCUGUGUAUCGCACAACCGUGGCCUGGUAUGGCCAGAACUAUAUAUGGGGAUCAUCAGAGAUUUGUUGAUGCUUACUUCAAAACCUAUCCAGGAUAUUAUUUUACUGGAGAUGGAGCAUACCGGUCAAAGGAAGGUUAUUAUCAGAUAACAGGAAGAAUGGAUGAUGUGAUAAACAUCAGUGGGCACCGGCUUGGCACUGCUGAGAUUGAAGAUGCUUUGGAUGAACAUCCUGAUGUACCAGAAACAGCUGUCAUUGGUUUUCCACAUGAUCUCAAAGGAGAAGCUGCAUUUGCUUUUGUUGUAAUAAAAGAAGACUCACAAGUCCCAGAACAAAUACUAACAGAGGAGCUGAAGACUAUAGUAGCCACAAAGAUAGCAAAAUACGCCGUUCCCGAUCAUAUUCUGAUUGUGAAGCGCCUUCCAAAAACACGCUCAGGGAAAAUCAUGAGAAGAGUGCUGCGGAAAAUCUCCACAGGAUGCACAGAGGAUCUCGGAGAUGUAACUACACUGGAGGACCCAAGCAUCAUUACAGAGAUACUGGAGUCAUACCACAAAUACAAAACACAACAGACGCCAUAAUAACUCAGUGACAACUGUUAAUGUUUGAACAAAAUGUCCUUUGUCCUUAGCAGAACCAUGCUUCAGGCAUGAAUAAGAAUUCCUAACUUACGUGUGAUAUUUAUUGUACUUCAAAGAAGCAAUUGAUGACAUACAGUAGGGGUAACUUUACUAAACGGUGGUUUUACCAAACUGCAGAUUUGUAUGUGACUUGAUGUGCGGUGUGUACGAUAGCAGAUUUACUAAUGGAGAAUCGGCACAUCAAACCGUGUAGUAUUUGUCAUUUAUAGACCAUGCCACAGAUGUGUCCCCAUACACCUAUACGUUUUGUGCGCCAUGCUGUGUACUUUUACCUCAGUGUUGCUACUUUUUCCUUCAUUGUGCUACUUCUUCCUCAAUUCUGCAUCUUAGUUUGCAUAUAGCGGCUGAUUCUGAGCUGGGAGUAAAGCAAACAAAACAAAUAUCUUUGUGUCUGGAACAAAUAAUGUUGCAAUGCAAGGGCUGCAAAUACAUAUAUAUGUGUUUGUAUGAAGGGUAAAUACUGGCUGCUCUUGCAUGUAGCCCACAAAUACUAGACAGCUAUAUUGUUGAACAGCAAUUUUGCUUACAGUUUGGACAUGUCCCUUUUUCUGCACAUGUUACAUCUGACCCCCUGUAGUGCAGCAUGGUUUUACCCAGGAGCACAGUUACUUGUUUUCUGCUUUUGCUCCCAACUCAGAAGCAGCCCCAUAGUGUACUAGGUACUUAGGAUUAGUUUCUUUAUCACAGUAGUGCUUCUUCCUUCAUUGUCCUACUUCUUCCAUCAUUGUCCUACUUCUUUUUUAAUUUUCCUACUUUUUCCUCAAUUUUGCGUCUUUGCUUAUAGUGUAGGAUUAGUGUUUUGGCACCCAAUGUAGCAACAUGUGUGGUGCACUAAAUAGGGCUCUUUGGUGCAAUUGGAGAAUUGGUGUAAGGGUGACGGUAUUCUAUUUAUCAGACAGAUGGGCAAACUGCCUUUGUAUAACCAAGAUAGGUCAGACCGCACCCUGUUUGAGCUGCAGUAGCUCUCUCGGCAGAUUCGGGGGGAAAAGUCAUAAAUGAAGGAAGAAAAUGCACCCUACCUCGUCUGUAUACUAAUCUGCAGUUAUAGUAAAUUCUCCCCAUAGUCUUAUGGAAGGACAUACAAUUCACAAUCGUUCCCAACUAUUUAACUAUGUAAUGGUGAUGGAAUUUCCUAGAAAAUGAUCAUUAUUUAACAAUAACAAAGUUCAGAUUAUUUAUGAGUAAAACAAGACAUGCUAAUGUAAAGUGCUGCAUCUGUAUGUAUGCAGAAAAAUAAGUACUAUACGGUUGUAAGGGCUUUCAGAGGCACUUUUUAUCGCUAUGAUGCGAUGACGAUAUAAUCUAAGCACAAGUAUUAGUAGUAAUAAAUGAUUUAUUCUAGUACAGCCCUGUUUUUCAGGGCAUGGGCGGUAUCCAGUUAGAAGCGGAAAUUUACCGGGGCUAAUUGGUUCACCCGGGGCUAUCUCAUUAGCCCGAUCCCGGUGUUUAUUCCCAAUGCCAGCAUUUAUUGGGGAUUAUGGAGGCACGCGAAGCAUAAUCCGCGUUAAAUGGCUUUAGAACCUGCGAUAAGUGCCAGGACCUAUGUAUUUUCGCACAAAAAAUUGUCGUUUUUCGCAGGACCUAAUUGGAUAAGGUGAUAAAUAAUAGUAAAACACCUGUUUUUCACGCCCACGGCACUAUUGCGGGUAAUAGGACACCCCCCCAGUGGAUACCACAAAUAAGCAUUAUGUAUUAUAUUACCAAUUCUGUAAGAGAUUGUUAGUCAUACAAGGUGGCAUGGUACUGUCGAGACCAUUAGCCACUAUAAUCCAAUCUCCCAUGCUGGCACAAACCUCAGAAAACUGAAACGGACAUCAGGGGAUGCGGUAAAGGUAUGCCAGCAAAUCAUACUGAAUCCGUCUCCAGGGGAAGAUGUCAGAUUAGCUACAGCUGACAUGCAGCAAUUGUGUAGGUGAAUAGGACUAGUGGCUGGUGUGAGCAACUCCCAGUCAUCCUGAUUUGGCAUAAAUGUUCCGGUUCUCAAAAUGUAGGCAAGGAUUCAUGGGAAUAUGUAUGUGGCGGGGCGCAUCUGGGCAUAGUCUGGAUGGAUCCUGGACAGGACUUAUUUUGUCUCCGUUAUCCUGUAUAAGAUGAUAAGGGGUAUGCGGCUGGGUGGGCAUUUCCCCACUAUUAUAGGAUAGGGAAAUGCACUAAGCAGUGAUAAAAGUGGAGGUGAGCCAGUGGAGAAGUUGCCCCUGGCAACCAAUCAGCUGCUCUGUAUACUUUUUAUAGAAUGCAAAUUAUAAAUGUUAUAUCAGUGCUGAUUGGUUGCUAUGGACAACUUCUCCACUGGAUCACUUCACUUUUAUCACUGCUUAGUACAUCUUCCCCCAUAAUCUUGGUGAACAUCUCUUUUCAUUUUGGGGUAUUUAGCAGCUUAAAAAUACACUUUUCAUCCAUUACUGUAGUGAAAAAAGUGGAUGUCAAUGUCCCAACAGUACUGUAUGUUUGUAGCACAACGUCAAAUACACUAUUUUGCGGUUUUAUAUCAGUUGAACAGGUCAAGGAGAACUCCAGUUAAACUAAUUAUUUCAAUAAAUAUUAUUUACUUA
Molecule: messenger RNA, 4971 nt
Organism: Pseudophryne corroboree (corroboree frog)
Lineage: Eukaryota; Metazoa; Chordata; Amphibia; Anura; Myobatrachidae
Gene: ACSS1
Product: acyl-CoA synthetase short chain family member 1
Exons: 14
Coding region: 251-2359 (702 amino acids)
Cellular component (GO): mitochondrion
Molecular function (GO): AMP binding; acetyl-CoA synthetase activity
Source: RefSeq, a predicted model, not a curated record